Penicillium manginii is the source of this 267-nucleotide messenger RNA. RefSeq lists its product as uncharacterized. Bases 1 to 267 code for a protein of 88 amino acids. The record is from RefSeq and is a predicted model, not a curated record. NCBI's taxonomy places the organism in Eukaryota, Fungi, Ascomycota, Eurotiomycetes, Eurotiales, Aspergillaceae. The transcript has a single exon.
AUGCGCUCUUUCGCUGUUGGGUACUCUGUUGGGUACUUCAACGAUGGCGCACGCAUAUCGCACAUUUCUACAGGUCUUCAUGGCUCUGUUAACCAUACGGAUUUCAUAUCGCCCGCCCGUUCUCCCAUUUCAACUUGGGAAUAUGAUGUUAUCAUCACCACAUUGCUCUCGCCUUAUGGAUUUCCAUUCUUAUCUGCUUCCACGCCAUUCAAGGUCGACCAUGACCGUACACGACUAUUACAGGCUGCACCUGUUGACGACUUAUGA